AAGAUGUAUAAAUAUGACGGCUUCCAACUCUUCCCCAAAACCCCUCCAAAACCCUAUUUUUCUUGUUCUUCUUCUCUCCAAUGGGAACGCCAGAAACUUCUAGAGAACCAUGUCCAGAUCGCAUCCUCGACGACCUCGGCGGCGCGUUCGGCAUGGGCGCUGUAGGCGGCUCCGCUUUCCACUUCAUCAAAGGAAUCUACAAUUCACCCAGAGGCGAGCGGUUCAUCGGCGGAACACAAGCGGUUCGAAUGAACGCGCCGAGGAUCGGCGGUAGCUUUGCCGUAUGGGGCGGUUUAUUCUCCGUGUUUGACUGUACCAUGGUUUACGUCCGACAAAAGGAAGAUCCUUGGAACUCUAUUUUCGCAGGCGCCGCCACCGGAGGGUUUCUUCAGAUGCGGCAAGGUGUACGUGCAGCGUCAAGAUCCGCGAUCUUCGGUGGAGUACUCCUUGCGCUCAUUGAAGGUGCUGGUAUUAUGUUGAAUAAAGUUAUGGUUCCUCCUCAGGAAGCCCCAAUUUUUGUUGAUGAUCCUUUAGGGUUACCAGGUGGGGUCCAAGCCCAUGUUCCGGGUAGUCAGGCCCCACAAGAAUCAGUGGCAUCAUCUUCGUCUUCAUCGUCAUGGUUUGGAGGGUUGUUUGGGCAAGGAAAGAAAAAAGAAGAGAAAAAGACUGGCGGAGGAUCAGAGGUGGAGAUUUUAGAGAGUUUUGAUUCGCCUAUACCUCCCACUUUUGAAUAUAAGUGAAAUUACAGAUGAUGUGAUUCAAGCUAGUAGCUGUUUUGGUUACAAUAUUAUGGGAAUGAGCUUCUAUUCAACGGGAACAAUUUAAAGCACUGAUCUUUGUUGUAGAAUAAAUGUGUUUCACUUUAAUUUAUAGAAAAGAGCUGCUUAUUCUUACAUAAUUGAGUACAUUAGUUUGCAUGUCAUUAUUCUGUUUUGCUUAAA
Messenger RNA from Nicotiana attenuata, 941 nucleotides. Its product is annotated as mitochondrial import inner membrane translocase subunit TIM17-2-like. The transcript has a single exon. Gene Ontology annotation, molecular function: transmembrane protein transporter activity. Gene Ontology annotation, cellular component: TIM23 mitochondrial import inner membrane translocase complex; mitochondrial inner membrane. The record is from RefSeq and is a predicted model, not a curated record. The coding region runs from base 81 to 740 and encodes 219 amino acids. Gene Ontology annotation, biological process: protein import into mitochondrial matrix. Lineage: Eukaryota; Viridiplantae; Streptophyta; Magnoliopsida; Solanales; Solanaceae.